This is a messenger RNA of Merops nubicus (carmine bee-eater), 1572 nucleotides long. Its product is annotated as zona pellucida sperm-binding protein 4-like. Lineage: Eukaryota; Metazoa; Chordata; Aves; Coraciiformes; Meropidae. Gene Ontology annotation, biological process: binding of sperm to zona pellucida; prevention of polyspermy. The record is from RefSeq and is a predicted model, not a curated record. Gene Ontology annotation, molecular function: acrosin binding; structural constituent of egg coat. Gene Ontology annotation, cellular component: egg coat.
AUGCUGCUCUGGGGUUUCCUUGGUUUUGUUGUGGAGGCUCAGGGUAGUGUUUUUUCUAAUCCUACCCUGCUGGAUUGUAGCCAAGAAAGCCUACAGCUCACCUUACCUCCAGGCUGGGAAGGGAACGCGACCUUUGUGCUGACUACUUGGGAUACUGAGGGGAAGGCACAUGCUCUACAGAAUAACUCUGACUGCGGGCUCUUGGUAUCUGGGACUCCAGGGGGCUCUAGGAAAGUAUUGGUCUCCUAUACUGGCUGUUACGUCUUCAAAUGGGAUGGCAGUUACCUCAUGCUGGUUGGGCUUGAAGGAAUAGAUGCUGCUGGACAAAAGGUUCUUUAUGAGGAGAAGUUGUUCAAGUGCCCUGUGGACAUUCCUGCUCUGGAUGCUCCAAGCAGUAGUGUCUGUUCUGCUGCCUUCAGCCAAGACCGGCUGCCAUGUGGCCCCUUGCCUACCAGCCAGGGAGACUGUGAAGUGCGAGGCUGUUGCUACGACCCAAAGGACAGAGUGAAGCCUUGUUACUUUGGUAACACAGUGAUGGCUCAUUGCACAGCAGAUGGCCAGUUUUCCAUUGCUGUCUCUUGGGAUGUGACCAUGCCACCGGACUCUGUGCAGCUGGCCAGUGGGCACAGUGCUGGCUGUGUUCCUGUUGUGAAGAACAAUGCCUUUGUUGUGUUCCAGUUCCCACUCUCUGCUUGUGGCACCACUUUUCAGGUGACUGGAGACCAGGCCAUCUAUGAGAAUGAGUUGGUGGCAUCCAGGGAUGUGAAGACUGUGAGCCUUGGCUCUGUCACUAGGGAAUAGCACUCUCAGUUACAUGUCCGCUGUAGUUACUCCAUCAUUGGGAGCUUCAUUCCCUUGAGUGUUCAGGUCUUCACAUUGUCACCACUCCCUGCUGUGUCUCAGCCAGGUCCCUCCUUGGAACUUUGUAUUGCCUCAGAUGGAAGCUAUGCUUCCUACUAUACUGACAGUGACUAUCCUGUUGUGAAGACUCUGAGAGAUCCUGUUUAUGCAGAAGUCAAGAUCCUUCAGAGAACAGACCCAGACCUGGUUUUGGUCCUGCACCACUGCUGGGCAACACCAAGUAUCAAUCCCCAGCAAGGGCUACAGUGGCCUAUUUUGGUGGAUGGGUGUCCAUAUGCAGGAGACAAUUAUCAAACACAGCUGGUGCCUCUGAGUUUUGCCUCAGGACUACGGUUCCCCUCUCAUUACCAGCGUUUCACCCUCUACACAUUCACUUUUGUGGACACUGCUUCCCAAGAGAUGCUCUCUGGGCUGGUGUACCUGCACUGCAGUGCCUCAGUGUGCCACCAGUCUGUACAGGAGUCCUGCAUCACCACUUGCCCUGGUAGAGCCAGAGGUAAAAGGAGUGCUGAGCAUCCUCUUCAGGACCACGUCUCCAGCAAAGGCCCUGUGAUUUUCCUUCAGGAUGAGAUAAGAUUGGAUACAGACAAAGAUGGCCUUGGAGCUGUGCAUGCUGCAGCCCCUUGGGUGCUGGGCUUUGCUGCUGUGGUAACUGGGGCAGCUCUGUGCAUCAUGCUUGCAGCUGCUCUGCUGUGGCAAAGGAAAGUGUCU